AUGGGCAGAUUCAUUCUAGCUUUGAACAAAUAUUUUAAACAAGCUUAUACUCGAAUUCAGAAGUAUUCAGAUGAAUGUCCUUCUAACCCUCCGCCACAAAGGGCUUAUCCAUGUUGUUCUCCGCUUCCAAUGUAUUAUUGCAAGCCUAGAACAAAGUAUGACGUCAAGUUUAUAUACAUAAAUGAUAAGCCGCCAAGUACAGCUAUGGGAGAUUUUGUAGAUAGAAUAGCUCAAACUGUGUUUUGGACUGAAAUAGUUAGAGGGUUUGCUGUAACCAUUGGCCACGUAUUUAAAGAACCUGCAACUAUAAACUAUCCAUUUGAGAAAGGUCCACUGUCUCCUCGAUUCCGAGGUGAACAUGCAUUGCGAAGGUAUCCUUCCGGAGAAGAAAGGUGUAUUGCUUGUAAACUAUGUGAAGCCUAUUGUCCCGCACAAGCGAUAACAAUAGACGCCGAAGAAAGGCAGGAUGGUUCUCGUAGAGCAAUACGUUAUGAUAUUGACCUAACCAAGUGUAUUUUUUGUGGGUACUGUCAGGAAGCUUGCCCAGUAGAUGCUAUUGUCGAAGGCCCUAAUUUUGAAUAUUCGACAGAAACACAUGAAGAGCUUAUGUACAAUAAAGAAAAAUUGCUAAGUAAUGGAGACCGCUGGGAACCUGAAAUAGUUAGCAACUUAAGGGAUAAUUUCCUCUAUCGUUGA
This is a messenger RNA of Danaus chrysippus (African queen), 696 nucleotides long. Lineage: Eukaryota; Metazoa; Arthropoda; Insecta; Lepidoptera; Nymphalidae. The record is from the annotation of a GenBank genome assembly.